AUGCCUCGUUCAGUCGUAAUGUUGAUGCUGGCACUCGGAAUGGGUCUUCUGGCCAUAAUGAUUUCUGUAUUGGUAGUGGGCCAUCUCGCCAAUGAAAUCUACGAGUUCCAUUAUGAUGCUCUUCGAGAAUUGAGUGAGGCCAAGGCAAGCGCGCCUGGUGAAUAUGGACCGGAUGGACCUAGAGGGCCACAAGGGCCUCCUGGCCCGCCAGGCCUUCCUGGAAAGCCUGGUCGUGACGGUCUAAUAGGACCACCAGGCCCUCCUGGACCACCAGGAUUGCCUGGUCUGCCAGGUAAAGACUCGCCACCAGGACCAUCAGGACUAGACGGUUUUCGUUAUGUGGGAAUUCCGGGUGAACCGGGACCACGAGGACCAAUGGGAGAAUGGGGGAUGCCAGGAGAAGAAGGAGAAUGUGGUGAGCCAGGUAUGCCUGGGCCACCAGGACCACCUGGACCUGAAGGAAAACCUGGAGAAGACGGAUUCGAUGGUUUGCCUGGACCUCCUGGCCCAGAAGGACUUCGUGGAUAUGACGCGUUUUACUGUUUAUGCCCAAGGAGGACUAGUGCAAUUUUCAUUGAUAGUGAUUUAUUAUAA
Molecule: messenger RNA, 594 nt
Organism: Haemonchus placei
Lineage: Eukaryota; Metazoa; Nematoda; Chromadorea; Rhabditida; Trichostrongylidae
Source: the annotation of a GenBank genome assembly